UUAAACACACUGACACACUUCUGACACUCUCCAACUUCACUCCUUCCCUCUCUUCUCUCUAAGGAGUAAGGCUUAAGGCAGGUCUCUUAUUCACAUUUAGAUCCAGAAAGUAGAAGAAGAAUACUUCAAGCAGCUACCUUCCUUUCUGUUUCUUGGGACCUGUUAUUCUGACAUGAAGAUGGGGAGUUGUCGAAAACUGUGAUUAGCAGUAUGCACAGAUGCUAUUAUGUUUGCGUGAAAGCGUAGACAUUUUCUGAUAUUUUGUGUUUAGAAAAAAGUGGGAUUUGGAAAUGGAAGAGAUACAAUCUCAAUCGGAUAAUUACAGAUCUUCUUCGUCUUCAGCAAGUAGUCCUGCAAGUAGGGUGCCAUCAAGUAACUUCUUCUACUUGCGGAAGCCUGGUUCAGUUAGACAACCUAUCUCAUUUGAGGAUUCACCUGAGUGGGAGGAUACCGAUAUUGACGUUAGGGUGGAGGAAGGAGGUGACUCUAUCAAUGUUGCUAUUACACCAGCAUCCCCAUCUUUGUCAAAGCUUAAUAGUGGGUCAUUGCCAUCCCCACCAUUACCAGAGCGUGCAGUUGUUGCAAGAAAAAUUGCAGGGGCUUCUGUUGUUUGGAAAGACUUGACUGUUACAAUCAAAGGGAAAAGGAAGUACUCAGACAAAGUUGUCAAGAGCUCAAGUGGUUAUGCAUUGCCUGGGACGAUGACAGUCAUCAUGGGUCCUGCAAAAUCAGGGAAAUCCACGUUGCUAAGGGCUAUUGCAGGGAGGUUGCAUCAUUCAGCUAGAAUGUAUGGUGAGAUUUUUGUCAAUGGUGCAAAAUCACGCAUGCGUUAUGGCACAUAUGGUUUUGUUGAGAGGGAAACUACUCUGAUAGGAUCUCUCACUGUCAGAGAAUACUUGUACUACUCCGCACUGCUUCAACUUCCUGGCUUCUUCUGCCAGAAAAAGAGUGUGGUAGAGGAUGCCAUCCAUGCCAUGUCUUUGAGUGAUUAUGCAAACAAACUGAUUGGAGGACAUUGUUAUUUUAAGGGCCUUCCAAGUGGCGAGCGAAGGCGUAUAAGCAUUGCCCGGGAGCUUGUGAUGAGGCCACACGUAUUAUUUAUAGAUGAACCUCUCUAUCAUCUUGACAGUGUCUCUACCCUUCUGAUGAUGGUUACAUUAAAGAAACUUGCUAGCACUGGGUGCACUCUAAUCUUUACCAUUUACCAGAGCAGCACAGAAGUGUUUGGUCUCUUUGAUCGGAUCUGCCUGCUUUCAAAUGGAAAUACCUUAUUUUUUGGAGAAACAUUGGCCUGCUUGCAACACUUCUCGAAUGCUGGAUUUCCUUGCCCAAUUAUGCAAAGUCCUUCUGAUCACUUCUUACGUGCAAUAAACACGGAUUUUGACAGGAUCAUUGCAAUGUGCAAAAAUUGGCAGGAUGACCAUGGAGAUUUUUCAUCAGUGAACAUGGACACCGCUGUUGCCAUACGUACCCUAGAAGCAACCUAUAAAUCAUCAGCUGAUGCUGCUGCAGUUGAAACUAUGAUAUUGAAACUCACUGAAAGGGAAGGUCCACUUCUUAAAAGCAAGGGAAAAGCUGGCAUUGCUACAAGGGUUGCUGUUUUGACUUGGAGAUCUUUGCUAGUUAUGUCAAGGGAAUGGAAAUACUACUGGCUUCGCCUUAUUCUCUAUAUGCUCCUUUCUCUCUGUAUUGGUACAGUAUUCUCAGGCUUGAGGCAUUCUUUGUCUUCAGUUGUGACAAGGGUUGCAGCUAUAUUUGUAUUUGUCUCAUUUACUUCACUUCUAAGCAUAGCGGGUGUACCUGCGCUGUUGAAGGAAAUUAAGAUAUUUGCAUGUGAAGAAUCAAAUAGGCAUUCAGGAGCACUUGUCUUUUUACUUGGGCAACUUAUAUCCAGCAUACCAUUCCUCUUUCUCAUCUCCAUUUCAUCAAGUCUUGUCUUCUAUUUCCUCGUAGGCUUGCAAGACGGAUUUAGCUUGUUGAUGUACUUUGUUUUGAAUUUCUUCGUGUGCCUCUUGGUAAAUGAAGGACUAAUGCUGCUUAUCACUUCCCUUUGGCAACAUGUUUUCUGGAGUGUAUUAACAAUGGUGUUCAUACAUGUUGUAAUGAUGCUUUCUGCGGGGUAUUUUAGAAUUCGAAGUGCCUUGCCAGGACCAGUGUGGACAUAUCCAGUAUCCUAUAUUGCUUUUCACACUUACUCUAUUCAGGGGCUUUUGGAGAACGAGUACCUGAGAACUUCGUUUGCUGUCGGGCAAGUAAGGACCAUUUCAGGAUUGCAGGCACUCCGUAGUGCAUAUGACAUCUCUCCUGAUCGUAAUUCCAAAUGGGAGAAUUUGUUGGUGUUGUUUCUCAUGGCAAUUGGCUAUCGCAUUCUUGUGUUUGUUGUACUGCAUUUUUGUGUAGGGAAACAUGUAUCCAUACUAAAGUGUUGCCGGUGUAAUCGGGAUACAGACAAUCCUAGAUGAAUGGAAAUUGUACUGCCACUUCUGUGCAACUAAUCUGUUUUUGUCUCCCUAUUUCAGUUUUACUGUUAGAAACAAAAGAACGAAUUCAGUUAAAGAAAGAAAGCAUUGGUCACAAUAA
Messenger RNA from Populus trichocarpa (black cottonwood), 2580 nucleotides. RefSeq names its product ABC transporter G family member 3. Lineage: Eukaryota; Viridiplantae; Streptophyta; Magnoliopsida; Malpighiales; Salicaceae. The transcript is spliced from 13 exons. Gene Ontology annotation, molecular function: ABC-type transporter activity; ATP binding; ATP hydrolysis activity. The record is from RefSeq and is a predicted model, not a curated record. Bases 291 to 2462 code for a protein of 723 amino acids. Gene Ontology annotation, cellular component: membrane.